CAAGGAGGAAGGCACUCUCAAAAGCAAACAGGCUUCCCCCGAGUCUAGUCCCCUGAAUGAAGUGGUAUCUGAAGCUUUUGUCCGCUUCUUUGUGGAGAUUGUGGGGCACUACUCCCUCUUCAUGACCUCCACGGAGCGGGAAGAAAGGAGCCUACAUCGGGAGGCCUUCCGAAAGUCAGUCUCAUCAAAGAGCCUGCGACGGUUUCUGGAGGUCUUUAUGGAAACUCAGAUGUUUGGAGGCUUCAUUCAGGAACGAGAAUUGCGGAAACAGGGAGUUAAAGGUUUAUUUGAGGUACGUGCCCAGGAGUACCUGGAAACUCUUCCCAGUGGAGAGCAGAGUGGAGUCAAUAAAUUCCUGAAAGGUUUAG
Molecule: messenger RNA, 368 nt
Organism: Sceloporus undulatus (fence lizard)
Lineage: Eukaryota; Metazoa; Chordata; Lepidosauria; Squamata; Phrynosomatidae
Product: DENN domain-containing protein 2A-like
Exons: 3
Biological process (GO): retrograde transport, endosome to Golgi
Cellular component (GO): actin cytoskeleton
Source: RefSeq, a predicted model, not a curated record